Molecule: messenger RNA, 498 nt
Organism: Hyla sarda
Lineage: Eukaryota; Metazoa; Chordata; Amphibia; Anura; Hylidae
Gene: RNF7
Product: ring finger protein 7
Exons: 3
Coding region: 2-301 (99 amino acids)
Biological process (GO): protein ubiquitination; ubiquitin-dependent protein catabolic process
Cellular component (GO): Cul5-RING ubiquitin ligase complex; nucleus
Molecular function (GO): ubiquitin protein ligase activity; zinc ion binding; cullin family protein binding
Source: RefSeq, a predicted model, not a curated record
UAUGGCUGAUCGGCGGGCGGAGCGAUCCCGUCCGUGUGUAAAGAUGUUUUCUCUAAAGAAAUGGAACGCGGUGGCGAUGUGGAGUUGGGACGUGGAGUGUGACACGUGCGCCAUCUGCAGGGUGCAGGUCAUGGAUGCCUGUCUGCGCUGCCAAGCUGAGAACAAGCAGGAGGACUGUGUAGUGGUAUGGGGAGAAUGUAAUCACUCAUUCCACAACUGCUGCAUGUCCCUGUGGGUGAAGCAGAACAACCGGUGCCCACUGUGCCAACAGGACUGGGUGGUGCAAAGAAUAGGAAAAUAACCCGUUUGCGUCCUGUCCGUCAUCCAGACACAUCGAAAUGCUCGUAUACAGUUCUGAUGUACAGAUCGUAGUGCUCAACGUGAGUGACUGGUAAUAUUUAAGAAUACACUAGCUGAGGAUGGAAGCAAAGGGACCCCCUUGUGAAUCUGCAGCAGAUCUGACUAGACUUGGUGUUCAAUAAAGUUAACCUACCUUUU